This is a messenger RNA of Cydia amplana, 1456 nucleotides long. RefSeq lists its product as uncharacterized. Gene Ontology annotation, molecular function: hydroxyisourate hydrolase activity. The coding region runs from base 54 to 1409 and encodes 451 amino acids. NCBI's taxonomy places the organism in Eukaryota, Metazoa, Arthropoda, Insecta, Lepidoptera, Tortricidae. Gene Ontology annotation, biological process: purine nucleobase metabolic process. The transcript has 3 exons. The record is from RefSeq and is a predicted model, not a curated record.
ACUAAAAAUACCUACGUAUUAAUGUAAUCAAUCUUUGUUAUAGACUCAUAAUAAUGAAGCAAAGUUUGUCCAAACUAUUUUUGCUUGUUUGCCUAUCCAUCGCACGCAACUGUGGAAUGAUGAUAAGAAACAACGCGCUUAUGUCCAAAAUGGUUUCGGAUUUUCACUCUCCGAAGGCGCAUACAAUCGAUAUCAUGCGGAACGUGCUUUGCAAGAAUUUCCCCAACCUCCCAUGCGAACUCAUCACUAAAGACGACACGCUCAGAAAGUUGAUUCAAAGAACCAUAAGGCUGCUGAAUGAAAAGCAGCGAAACCUUCAAAAUGUAAUAACCACAACGACUGAAGAACAGACUAAAUUGCCAGUUGUCAACAGCGAUGAACUAUCCCAGUAUCUGGUAGUGGAAAACACAGGCUACUUCACUGAUAAAAAUAAACAUAACAAAGAGCGGCAUAUUGACACCCCUAAAACCGCUUGGCCGAAAGGCGUGGACAAGCAAGCGCAAAGAAUGGGCGUUUUUCCCAGUCAUAAGACCAUUAAGAAGUACUUUCCACAUAAAAUAAAAUAUAAUGAUAGAAACGAGAUAAGUGAAAUCGACAAAUCUCGGGAAAAGAUGUCAAAUUCCGAAGAAAUACCUAAACUGGAUGUAAAGAAAUACGACCAUUUCAACUAUAAGAAACCAAGUAACAUGCCAAUGUGGCAGAUAGAUUACACGAAGCACGGGGAUCCCAAGAUUGAAUUUAGUCAAGAAUCAGACCAGCUCAGAGGCAAGCUGGUCAAGACCGGUUCAGAUACAGAGAACACAAUCUUUAAGCACAAGACUGGCGUACUUCAUCCCAAUGUUUACAUCAGGAACAGUGCGAAAAGAAUUCAAGAAUAUUGUUCACUUAUUGUGUCCCUAUCCAAAGAUGUAAAACUAAAAUUAAAUUAUCACACAAACGCUAUUAUCUGCAUCCCACAUAAUGAUAAUAUUAUCUUGAAACCACAGCGGGUGUCAAACGGUUUGAACCCGUGCGCGCAUCUCGGCACAUACCAUUAUUAUUGUAACCUUCGUCGAAAGCACACAGCUAUGUCGCGCCCCGUUCUGUCGUCGCACGUUCUCGACAUAUCCUCAGGAAGACCAGCGGUGCAACUCUUCACAGAGUUAUUCAAGCAAAAGGGAGAUUCGUGGGUAUCGUGGCACAGCACCGUGACAACAGGCGAUGGCAGGAUCCAGUUUCCCUUCACCAAGGACUCCAUGAGUGCAGGAACUUACAAAUUGAAAUUCAACGUGGGAGAUUAUUACACAAGGAACGGGAAAGAAACGCUUUAUCCGUAUGUAGAGAUUGUCUUCGAAGUGAAAGAAAACGAACAUUACCACAUCCCACUGCUGCUCAGUCCCUAUGGUUAUUCCACGUACAGAGGAAGCUAGUAAUUUUACGGAAACUGGAAAGUACUUUCGAGCGGAAGCCUAAUUUA